AUGCCUUUCACGAAGCUCGUCAAGAACUCCCCCUACUACUCCCGCUUCCAGACCAAGUACAAGCGCAGACGGGCUGGCAAGACCGACUACUAUGCUCGCAAGCGCUUGAUCAGCCAAGCCAAGAACAAGUACAACGCCCCCAAGUACCGCCUUGUCGUCCGCUUCACCAAUCGAGACAUCAUCUGCCAACUGGUUACCGCAGAAAUCACUGGCGAUAAAGUCUUUGUUGCUGCCUACUCGCAUGAGCUCAAGAGAUAUGGCAUCAACAAUGGCCUGACCAACUGGUCUGCCGCGUACGCUACUGGCCUGCUGUUGGCUCGUCGUGCUCUCAAGAAGUUGGACUUGGAUGAGAAAUUUACUGGUGUGGAAGAGCCCGAUGGAGAAUACAAGCUUACAGAGGCUGCCGACGAGGAUGGCGAGGAACGUCGUCCCUUCAAGUGCUUCCUCGACGUGGGUCUGCACCGUACUUCUACGGGCGCUCGUGUCUUUGGUGCGAUGAAGGGAGCUUCUGAUGGCGGAUUGUACAUUCCCCACAACGAGAAACGAUUCCCCGGCUAUGACCAAGAAAGCAAGGAACUGGAUGCCGACGUCCUGCGCAAGUACAUCUUCGGCGGACACGUCGCGGAGUACAUGGAAACACUGGCAGAUGACGAUGAAGAACGCUACAAGUCUCAAUUCGUCAAGUACAUCGAAAGUGAGAUCGAGGCGGAUGGUCUUGAGGAUCUGUACACCGAGGCGCACGCUGCUAUUCGCGAGGAUCCAUUCAAGAAGGACGACGAUGAGGGAGACAAGAAGUCCAAGGAUGAGUGGAAGGCGGAAGGCAAGAAAUACAAGGUCAGCAAGCUGUCCAAGGAGGAGAAGGACCGCCGAGUCAAGGAGAAGAUUGCGACUCUUGCUUCCUGA
Molecule: messenger RNA, 903 nt
Organism: Fonsecaea monophora
Lineage: Eukaryota; Fungi; Ascomycota; Eurotiomycetes; Chaetothyriales; Herpotrichiellaceae
Product: 60S ribosomal protein L5
Exons: 3
Coding region: 1-903 (300 amino acids)
Biological process (GO): translation; ribosomal large subunit assembly
Cellular component (GO): cytosolic large ribosomal subunit; ribosome
Molecular function (GO): structural constituent of ribosome; 5S rRNA binding
Source: RefSeq, a predicted model, not a curated record